Messenger RNA from Pseudocercospora fijiensis CIRAD86, 4956 nucleotides. RefSeq lists its product as uncharacterized. Bases 1 to 4956 code for a protein of 1651 amino acids. Lineage: Eukaryota; Fungi; Ascomycota; Dothideomycetes; Mycosphaerellales; Mycosphaerellaceae. The record is from RefSeq and is a predicted model, not a curated record. The transcript has 49 exons.
AUGACUUCAUCCAAGAUCAGCUCUGCCAUCCUUGCCUGCCAGCAUGGGAUGUUUCUAGUCCAGGAGUGGGAGUUCAUCUUGUCGGCUCUGCCAUCCUUGCCUGCAAUAUUUCCAGUCCGGGAGCGGGAGUUCAUCUCUUCAGCGGCAGGAAUGACUUCACGCAAGAUCAGCUCUGCCUUUCUUGCCUGCGUUGCUAUAUUUCAAAACAUCCUCAGCAGAACGGAAUAUUUCCAGUCCGGGAGCGGGAGUUCAUCUUCCCCUAUAAACAAUUUGGUUAGCAUAGCCAGACACAGCGCUGCGGAAGUAAAGCCAUGGAUAAUCAGCUCGGCCAUACAUGUCCGGAAUACAGCACCAAGGAACGACGUCGACAGCAUAGAGCAUACCGGCCAGCGGAAAGGUGAGAAGAAGAGGAAAGAUUGUAAGCUGGGGAGCAUUAUCUCUGCUGGGCUUCUCCAUAUUGUUGGCUCUGAACACGAUAUGAAGAGCACAGCUCGGCAUAUAGGUGCGGAGGCAAAGCCAUCGAUACCGUAUACCUUGGGAUUACUGCACCUAGGAACGACGUCGACAGCACAGUGUAUGCCAAAAUCCAGCGCACCCGCUGUACGGCAAGUGGUUGAAGGCUGUCUCGGCCGGUCAAUUGACCUUCAAGGAGGACCAGGUGGAGUGGGCGACAGAAAUCGAUAUCGUGGCACGGUGGCAAUACCGGAUCACGUCUUCAUGAAGGCAGCUUUCGAUCGCAAGGCGGACGCCGGCAUUGCAGACGCAGCGCUGAACCACUUCCUUCGACGCAUGCCACGCGAAGACCGUGACUGGACGCUAAGACCAGGCUACAAGAAGAACGUGACGCUGCGCUUGAAGGACCUCCAUAAGGCGACCCAUAUCUACUACGCAUGUCAGCACCGCAGCAAUGGACCGCAGGCACCAGCACCGCAGCCACCGACUCUAGGUCCAUCACGACGCAAAUCCAAGUACGCAGCAGCCCCCGAGGACAAGCUCGCCUUGCCUCACCUAAGCCCAAGGGGCAACGGCCGGAGGCUGCGGGUUGGCCCGAGCUGCAAGCUCGGGAGGAAUGAUCUUGCCGAAGAGGUGCGCGUUAGCGAGGUCGGACUCGUCUGGGGAGUAGUCAGGAGAUGGCACCAAGAAGGCACCCAUAGGAUCCCAGGUAUGAUCGAGGUUGUACCACUGAUGGUUUUCAUCCGUCACCAUCUCGUCUUAUUUGAAAAUCGUGUUGCCCUGGAUAAUGCGCUCCUAGACGCCCAAAGGGUCAAAGACAGGUAUUGCAGCGUCGGCGCGGCCUGCAAUCCAUUAGGAAUAGCGCCAUCUCUAAGCGCAGUGACGGUCGAGGACGAGAAGCGGUACGCCUUUGCCCUUGUUGGCGGCAUACCGUAUUGCUCAGUGCGCGACGCAUUCGUGGCCUUCGUGUCCGACGGCGCCUCGUUGGUGCAGAGGGCCGACCAGAAAGGUGAGAAGAAGGAGGAGGAUUGUGAGAAGGGGAGCGUCCUUACUCGGGAUUAUCCCUGCUAUGCUUCUCUGCAUUGCUGGCUCUAUAAACGAUCAUGGGUACCCUCACGCCAGAUCAGCUCAGCCGUACACUUUGUGGUUGAUGGUCCUAGGAACGACGCCAACACCAUCCAACGAAUCAGCGAGAAGGAGGAGAAGGGACAAGAGCAGCGAGAAUGGGUCUCAUUCUCGCCUAUUAACAGUACAUUUCUGCCCGAAGGCGCACCCAACGCCUUGCUCGUGGUAAGCACCUCAGAACAUGAUAUAAUUGCCGCCCAGGUAGCCGUUGUUCACCAAGUACCAGCCCCAGACAUAGUCACCAUGGUGGUGGAAUCUCACCUCCACCACCGGACCGCCGCCCACCCACCAAGCCGACGCCACCGGCACGAACUGCGCCAGCUUGUUGAUGGCGAGCCGAACGUCGUGGCUGCUGCCGGGACGCGGAGCGAUUCUGAUGCUGCGUCGUGCUGUGCUGGGCAGCACGCGGAGCUCGCGGCCGCCCAGCAACAGCGGUUGCUGGAAAGACACACGAAGGCAUCGAGGGCAAAGCCGCACUUACUUGGAACUGCACGAGGGCGUAAGGCUUCUGUGGUGAAUUCACGUGCCGUAAUGCGAGAACAUCUCUUGGUGAAGGAGGCUGGUAGGCUGGAAGCACAUCAGCACUUACUUGCCGACGAACAAGCAGGCCUCGGCCGGCAGGCCGCCCUGGGACCACUUGAACAGCUCCCUGAGAUAUGGAAGCUUGGCGGGGUUGAGCUCGACGAGGAAGGCGCCGAAGCGAUGGAUUUUUGGAGCGGCGACGUGAGUUUCCUCUCCGUCUUGCUCGCCUCGCGAGCCGGCGGUGGUGAUGUCGAUCUCGCUGCUGGAGAUGUCGACGCCAAGAGAGGCUGGAGCCGAGGCGACGGAUGCUGGGCUCGAUGGCGGAGACGGGACUGGAGCAUUGUCUGGCGUCUCAUGGGCGACGAUACCGGAGUCGACUUCUUUGGAGGCGCGGUAUGGAAAGGGCGCACGCGGCUUGGCCAAGUGGUUGAGGAGUGCUUGCCAGUUGCAAGCGAAUAUGACAUGCUCUCGUCGAAUGGGUCUCCGGUCUCGUGCAGCGGUGGCAAGUUGACGUACGAUGGCGCGACCAUUGUGGAUGUUGUCGAGCUGGUGCUGAUGCAGAGGAGGAUGGUAUGGAUGGAAGAAGAUGAAUGGCUCUGUCUGAUGCUGGUGGAGGUCGAUGAUGUCUUGAAGGAGGAUGCGCCUGAAGGACUGGCUCUGUAUGAUGCUGGAGGAUGCGCGUCGAUGAUGUCUCAAAGGAGGAUGCGCGUGAAGGAAUGGCUCUGUCUGAUGCUGCUGGAGGUCGAAGAAGAAGAGAGGAAAAGUUUGGGGGCCGAAAAAGUUCUUAUACUCGCGCGAACAGUCAGCACAGGCCAUGCUGGACUUUGGGAAGGUCCAGUGGGUCCACUUUCACGGAUCUGGCAAGGCGCUCUUUCCUCGCGGCUGCCCAUCACGCCAAGCCGCAAGGCUGACGCGAUGGCAUUGUACAAUGCCGGUCGUAGCGCAGGCUCGUACGAACCUCCACCACCAAUUGGGCUGUUUGGAAGCGGCGUGGUGGUGGAGGUACCGCUUCUGAGGCUGGAGCAGCAGCACUUCAUCUCGAAGCGCGAAGCUUUGGGCAGCCGCGUUCCGUAUUACGCAGACGCCUCCCAUUGGCUGUUCCGUGCACGUGCAGGUGCAAGCUCUUUCGUUCUCGCUCCGUCGUUGCUGGGCUUGAUGAUGAGCGAUGUGAAGCAUAAUUGCCUCACUUCAGAGCUUCAUUGCCAUGCUCAUAUCGUGAUGGUGUCGCUGCUACAAGUCUCGUCAGCUCGAAGCCUCUCUGCCACGAAGCGAUGGCUGCGCUCAUUGAAGCGAGACCAGGCUGAGCUGACUGUCACGUCCACACAUUUUGUGAGGUACCGCUCCGCCAUGGAGCGAUGGCUGCGCUCACCGAAGCGAGACCAGGCUGAGGUGGCUAUCACGAUGGAUCACGAGGCGUUAAUGCUUUCGCGGCCCAGACAUUUUCUCGAAGCCGCUCCGCUACGAAGUGAUCGCUGUAGCUAUUACGAUGGAUCACGAGGCGGUUAUGCUUUCGAAUGCGAUGGCAGUACAUGUAAUUGCACGGAAGGAGCAUUUGCUGCUGUUCAUGAAAGGCUCUUGAUGUUAGAGCACGCUAGUAUGUGUGCGAAGGGAAUGGAAUACCAAGCACUUGCUUCUGACGGUGUAAUCAAUGUUUCAUUGCCUGUCAAAACUGCAACCGCCCGGCCGUUUAGGAUGCUGGGCGAGAGAUUGCGCACGGCCUUUGAGCUGAUCGAGCAAGAGACUGACACGGUGAGCCAGGCGGCCUUCGAACUCUUCAAGCAAAAGGGACUUCGAACUACCAGCCGUAACCAUCCACUCCGCCAGCACCACCACUACAACAUCUUGACAAUGGACAGCAAUACACCAUACUACAGCCCUCUGGCUUCUUCUAGUUCCGCCGCCACAAACACUCCCGCCACGCCGACACUAUCAUCACCAGACCGGCUCUCUCUAGCAGCUGUUGACUCUGCCGAGACUCUUCUAGCAACGACCACCACCACCACCACUCAAGGCAAGAAACGCCUCCACUACCCGACACUCGUCACGGCACUGAAGUCCACUCUGAGCAAAUUUAAGAAGUGGGCGAAGAAGAAGGAGAAGGACGAGCGGCCGCGCAGACACUGGAUGGAUGGGAGAGGCUUCGCUGAGAAGCGUUGGACGAAGGCGCCCGCAUCUUUUUUUGGGUCAUUUGUAAAUUUUGGAGAUGCUCAAGUGCUCGCAAUGGAAAUUGAAACCUUUUUUCUUGGUAGGGGUUCUGACAAGGUUGAGGAGGAGGAGGUCAACGCGUCGCGUGAGUUCUGGAAUGCUCGCUUCCUCUAUCUAUGCUUCCGUCAUUUUUCGCUGAGAAUGCGUAGACUAGGCAGAAGAGAAGGUCCGGGGGAAGAUGUCAAGUACUCACGAUACGAGUGCAAGCGGUGCGCUCGUCCCAAGAUACAAUCAGCUCUAUACAGAUUUCUUGAUACGAAAGAGCGAGGCAAGGUAACACGGAGCUGCACGCCAAGCAUGGCCGCGCCUACUAAAUCCCACGAGAAACAGCAGAGUUGUACGAGUAAUCGUGUGCAGACUGCUCACAAAAGUACUGUCUAUAGUCUUUCCUCGCGCGACAAGGGCAUAGAAUCACGCUCGCUGUGGCAGGGGAGCAUAGGUCCAGGUAAGACACAGAAUAUUGUUUGGAACCACUCACUUCCCGACACAAAAAUAACUCAUCGUAAUCGAGAGCUGUUCCCGAGUACAAGUGCUGAGAUCAGCGUCGUGAAGCAAUUCCCUCCGUCAGCUCUGGACCUAGGCAUUAAGAGCAAAGAGACGGAGCUGCUUCGCGCUCGCUGGCGGCUCUUGGAUCAUCAGAGUGUUGUGUGA